AUGUCUCGAGUUACAAAGCGUCGCAUUUGUUUAUACAGAGCUGAUUAUCAGCUUUCAGUCUACAUAUCUUNGGAUAAUGACCCUAUUUCCGAGGAAGAAGGGGAUAAUUUUAUUGAGUUCAAAGCUGGAGACAUUCCUGUCGUUAAGGUACAUGAUGAGGAUGAUGAUGAUGGACCUGCUCGAGGAGAGUGGGGGAAUAAAUUAGAUUUCCUUUUCUCCUGUAUAUCUGUAUCUGUAGGUCUAGGGAAUGUCUGGAGGUUCCCCUACCUCUGCUAUAAAAAUGGCGGAGGCUCGUUUUUGAUAGUUUACUUCACAGCUAUGGUUUUCUGUGGUAUCCCUAUAUUCUAUCAGGAGGUUGCUAUCGGUCAGUAUCUGGGAUCUGGAGGAAUGACCCUGGUUGGCCAACUGUGUCCAAUGUUAAAAGGAACUGGUAUUGCUACAAUGGUGGUCGUCUUCUUCCUUGAUAUUUACUACUGUAUAAUCAUAGCCUGGACCUUCUUCUACCUGAUUGCAACCUUUACAGCUCUACCUGAUCUUCCAUGGGAUACUUGCGACGGGCAUUGGAAUACUCCUUACUGCUUUAAAGCACAUGACAACAUAACAGAAAACCAGAUUGAUUUAAAGAAUCACACGAAGAUUUUUGACAAUAUUACUCAUCAUAACAAGACAACAACACCAGUCGAGGAGUUCUUUAAGUAUGUUCAAUUUUUUUGGUACUUUUGGGCCCAAAAUAUUAUAUUGCAUAAAUAUGUGAGUGCACCUGCAGUAUGGGAGCAAACAUUCCCAACAAAGGUAAAUUUUCUGAAAAAUGUAUCAAUGAUUUUUAAUGUUUUGUUAAAGGGCAGUGUUUUGAAACUAUUUGACUUACUUUUAGACAGUUGUUUUGAUAAUUACAAUAAUUUAGGAAAAAUUAUUUGGUUUACAGCUUUAUUCCCUUACUUCGUGAUGUUCAUCCUGCUUUUUAGAGCUCUCACUUUGGACGGAGCUAUUGAUGGAUUGUGGUAUAUGAUCCAUGUUGACCCUGCCAAGCUAGUUGACGGUCAAACAUGGAUUGAUGGCGCUUCUCAGAUCUUCUUCGCGUACAGUGUUGGUAUGGGUGCUCUACCUGCCCUGGGGUCUUAUAACAAGUUCCAUCAUAACUGCUUCAAGUUAGGAUGCUAUUAUACCUGUAUCGUGAACAGUUUGACCUGCCUGCUAGCUGGUGUUCUAGUAUUCUCUAUUCUAGGAUAUAUGGCCAAACUUCAGGGAGCUACCCUGGAUGAAGUUGUAAACAGUGGACCUGGACUUGUCUUCCUUACCUAUCCUGAUCUGGUUAUCACUCUUCCUGGUUCAGUACUGUGGGCAACAAUAUUCUUUGUCAUGCUAUUAGUUCUGGGGAUUGACAGUGAGUUCUGCAAUGUAGAAGCACUAGUGACUGGUAUAGUGGAUAACUGGCCUGAUAAACUUCUCAAGCAUAGGAGAGCAUUUACAGUUUGUUUGUGUGUGUUCCUAUUUAUCCUUGGUAUUCCAAUGUGUACAGAGGGAGGAAUAUAUAUGUUCCAGCUCAUGGACUUCUACAGCUGUUCAGGAAUGGCGCUCCUCUGGGUCUGUUUCUUCCAAACGAUUGCCAUUGGCUGGUUCUUCGGUACAGCCAAGUUCUGUGACUGCGUAGAACAGAUGACCGGGAGAAGACCAGGAAUAUUCUGGUUUAUGUGCUGGAAAUAUUUUGCUCCAUCUGUAAUGGCGUUUGUGUUUGGAUUCUAUAUUUACUCCUAUAAACCGGUAACCUAUGGAAAGGAUUAUAUCUACCCGGGCUGGGCUGAAGCACUAGGGCUGGGUAUGUCCUUAGCAUCGAUGAUCUGGAUCCCAGGAUAUGCUAUAUACUACCUGUUUACCCGUCCUGGAACAGUUCUAGAGAGUGAACCUAAGUCAGAUUUAUUUUAA
Molecule: messenger RNA, 1923 nt
Organism: Eurytemora carolleeae
Lineage: Eukaryota; Metazoa; Arthropoda; Copepoda; Calanoida; Temoridae
Product: sodium- and chloride-dependent GABA transporter 1
Exons: 20
Coding region: 1-1923 (640 amino acids)
Biological process (GO): sodium ion transmembrane transport
Cellular component (GO): membrane
Source: RefSeq, a predicted model, not a curated record